Messenger RNA from Papaver somniferum (opium poppy), 1090 nucleotides. RefSeq lists its product as uncharacterized. Lineage: Eukaryota; Viridiplantae; Streptophyta; Magnoliopsida; Ranunculales; Papaveraceae. The coding region runs from base 202 to 723 and encodes 173 amino acids. The record is from RefSeq and is a predicted model, not a curated record. The transcript has a single exon.
ACACAAACCGAAAACCCUAGAAAAGGAGAAAGAUAGAAGAAAGAGUCCACAGAGCGAGCGAUAGAUAGAGACAAUGGAGAGAAAAACAGAGCUUCACGUUUAGAAGGUCAUCAGUUCAUCAACACACUCAAGAGAAAACCCACACACCCUUUUUCUUCUUUCUUUCCUUCUUCGGUGGAAAUUGAAAAUCAGUGAGAAUUAAUGGAGAAUUCUGGAGUCGGGAUGAGCAGAGGAGGAAGCGGAGAAGUAUUGGAGCCAUUAAGUGAAGAAAUGGCAGAUAUUGUGUAUGCAAAUAAUAAUCGAGGAUGUUGUUUUUGGAUUCCGUGUUUAGGUUCAAAUAAUCGACGAUCAGAAACUGAUAGAUUAGUCUGGUGGGAUCGUGAUAGAGAUAAUCGAACGCCUGAAAAUCAUCACGGUGAAGAUAAAUGGUGGAAGAAAGGAUGGAAUGCUAUCAUGAAAGUAAGAGAAUGGUCUGAAAUAAUGGCAGGUCCCAAAUGGAAAACUUUUAUACGCCGAUUUAAUAAGAACGGGAAUAACAAUAAAUCGGGUAAAUUCCAGUAUGAUCCGCUGAGUUAUGCACUUAAUUUUGAUGAAGGUCCAGGGCAAAGUGGUCAAUCAGAUGAAGAUUAUGCUUACCGUGAUUUCUCUUCGAGGUAUGCCGCCAUUCCUAUCUCUGCUAAAUCGUCAAUGGAUCUCGGUAAAGAUGGACCAUCUUUUGUUUGAUGAGAUUAAAAUAUUCACCGUUUGAUUAAUAUGCGCCUGUGAUGCUGAAAUGCGCUGGCUGUUUAAAGUGAGCCACUUGUGAUCAUUGAGAGAGAGAUAUUCUUUUAUUCUUCUACUUGGAUUGGAGAUGGUGGUUGUGGCUGUGAACUUUGAUUUUUUGAUGGGGGCAAACAGGUGGCUCUGGUGGGGUCUUAGGUUUUUUUUUUUGUUUCUUUUCUUUUAAUUUUGAUGAUUUGUUGGGUGGUGGUGGAGGAUUUCUUAUUUAUUUGUAUAGAAAAGAUACCUGCAAAUAAGAAAUUAUAGGUUUUUAUUUUUCUUAAUGAAAAUUAAUUAAUAAAAUAAGAUCAAUGCAAUAUGAUUAUAGCUA